AUGGCUUUGACAAUUGUGUCCAGUCCAGGAGCUGACCUACAAGCCGCUGUGAUGCCUGGUGUGCAAGAAGAAAUUGAAGACUCUUUUCGCGACCUGUUCCCGAAGUGCCAAGAUUGGACGCCCGUGCCCGUAGUCGAAGCCAUGACUAAAAUCGUGGCAAGGGUGUCCAGCCGCAUGUUUGGAGGUACCACUCUAUCUCACAAUGAAAAAUGGCUAGAGGCAUCUAUCAACUUCGCUCUAGACGGAUUCACCGGUGCUCAGAAGCUCAAAAGGUAUCCAGAGUUCAUGAAGCCCUUUGUAGCUCGCUACCUGUCCGAUAUCCGCAGAAUAGCUUCCUACUACGCAGUUGCUGAGGAAGCUGCAAUCCCCUUGCUACAAAGUCGCCAGCGCAAGGGGGAGAAGGCAGUCGAUCUACUAUACUGGAUGGCUGACCAGGCUCAGGGCGAUGAGAGAGAUCUCAAAUUUCUCGCUGGUAUCCUACUCAAGGUCAGCUUUGCUGCAAUUCAUACCAGUGCAGCGGCUCCGUCUCAACUGAUAUUUGACUUGUGCGCUCACCCGGAAGUUAUCGAACCUUUACGGCAUGAGUUGAAUAGUAUUUGUGGUCCUGAUGGUCGUAUAGAUAAGUCGGGAUUUCACAAGAUGGUCAAGAUGGAUAGCGUCAUGAAGGAGAGUCAGAGAUUUAACCCUCUUUUGCUGAUUACUUUUGAGCGCAUCGUUCACGCUCCCUUCACACUGUCCUCCGGGUUUACAAUCCCAGCAAACACGACCAUUGGAAUCCCAACCCAGGCCGUUAGCAUGGAUUCGUCUCUAUAUCCCAACCCGGACAAAUUCGAUGCUUUCCGCUUUUCCACUCUUCGGGCAGCUCAACCAGAACUGGAUGGUCGCUCGCAGUAUGUCGCGUCUAACACAUCGUCCAUGAGUUUUGGGUACGGGAGACAUGCGUGUCCUGGGCGGUUCUUUGCUGCGCAGGAGAUCAAGGCCAUUAUGAGCUUUAUUCUACGAGAAUAUGACAUGCGAUUCUCACAAGGUCAGACACGUCCUGAGAGCGUCCCUGUUGAGACACAGUUCUUACCGAAUAUGACUGCAACAGUUGAAUUCAAGAGAAGACAAAAGAAUUAG
Fusarium sp. VM40 is the source of this 1119-nucleotide messenger RNA. The record is from the annotation of a GenBank genome assembly. NCBI's taxonomy places the organism in Eukaryota, Fungi, Ascomycota, Sordariomycetes, Hypocreales, Nectriaceae.